This is a messenger RNA of Lathyrus sativus (Indian pea), 1119 nucleotides long. The record is from the annotation of a GenBank genome assembly. Lineage: Eukaryota; Viridiplantae; Streptophyta; Magnoliopsida; Fabales; Fabaceae.
AUGGGUUCUGUGUCUGAAACUGUUUGUGUCACCGGGGCCGCGGGUUUCAUCGGAUCAUGGCUCGUCAUGAGACUCAUGGAGCACGGUUAUACCGUUCGAGCCACCGUUCGCGAUCCGGAUAACAUGAAGAAGGUGAAGCAUUUGUUGGAACUGCCGGGUGCAAAUAGCAAAUUGACUCUUUGGAAAGCUGAUCUUGCUGAAGAGGGAAGUUUUGAUGAAGCAAUCAAAGGUUGUACUGGAGUUUUUCAUGUGGCUACACCAAUGGAUUUUGAAUCCAAGGACCCUGAGAAUGAAGUGAUCAAGCCUACCAUAAAUGGAGUACUAGACAUCAUGAAAGCAUGCCUCAAGGCGAAAACUGUUCGGAGAAUGGUUUUCACGUCAUCGGCUGGAUCACUCAACGUCACUGAAAAUCAAAAGCUCUUGUGGGACGAGAGCGAUUGGAGUGACGUCGAGUUUUGUCGGAGAGUUAAAAUGACUGGAUGGAUGUAUUUUGUUUCUAAGACACUUGCUGAACAAGAAGCAUGGAAAUUUGCUAAAGAGAACAACAUGGAUUUAAUCACAAUCAUUCCACCUCUUGUUGUUGGUCCUUUUCUUAGUCCAUCUAUGCCACCUAGCUUAAUCACUGCCCUUUCUCCUAUUACAGGGAAUGAUGCCCAUUAUUCAAUAAUAAAACAAGGUCAAUUUGUUCAUUUGGAUGAUCUUUGUGAAGCUCAUAUAUUCUUGUUUGAGCAUCUGGAAGUUGAAGGGAGGUACAUAUGUAAUGCAUGUGAAGCCAAUAUUCAUGACAUUGCAAAAUUAAUCAAUGCAAAAUAUCCAGAGUACAAUGUCCCUACAAAGUUCGAGAAAAUUCCUAAUGAGUUGGAGCAUAUUAGAUUUUCUUCAAAGAAGAUCGAAGAUUUGGGAUUCGAGUUUAAGUACGGGUUGGAGGAUAUGUACACCCAAGCUAUUGACUCAUGCAGAGAAAAAGGACUUCUUCCUAAAGCCAUCAAAGCUAUUAACUCGGGCAGAGAGAAAGGGCUUCUUCCUAAAGCCAUCGAAGCUAUUGACUCGUGCAGAGAAGAAGAGGUUCUUCCUAAAAAUAUUGAAGUUCUAAAAAUGAACGGAGUCACACAGAAAUAA